AAAAUAGGUUCAACUUUAAUCCAAGAGAAAAAGGGAGGGAAGUUGCAUUGCCAAAAAGAAGGGGCCCUGAUUGAAUUUAAUUGAACAUUGGAGGUCACUUGACAAAUUGAGCAAUCACACUUUGACGCCCUAGGUAGCAAUUUUGUGUGUUUCCUCGAAACCCCCAUCUCUCUCUCUCCCUCUCCCUCUCUCUCUCUCCUUCUCCCUCUUCCUCUCCCUCUCUCUGCUUCGUCUUCGAUCUCUCUCUGUUCCUCACCGGUCGCAAUACAGUGGCUCUUUUAAUGUCCACGAUUUUGCUCAAGUUCACCGUGUGUAAAUAGCACUAAUUUUCCUGCUUCCGUAGCUUUGUGUAUCGGUUUCAUUUCCUCGGAUUAGGUUUUUGUGCAAUCUCUGUGAUGAACACAAGAGGCAGGUACCCUCCGGGGAUCGGCGGCGGCGGCCGCGGUGGAGGCAUGAAUUAUAACCCUAAUUUUCAAGCGAGAGGUCAUCAGCAGCAGUACGUGCAGAGGAGUAUGCUGCAGAACCAUCAUCAUCAUCAUCAUCAGCAGCAGCAGCAGCAGCAGCAGCAGCAGCAGCAGCAGCAUCAGUAUCAGCAACAGUGGCUGAGGAGGAACCAGGUUGGGGCAGAGUCCAGUGUUGACGAGGUUGAGAAGACGGUGCAGUCCGUGGCCGUUGACUCGAGUUCACAAGAUUGGAAGGCACGGUUAAAGAUACCACCACCUGAUACACGCUACAAGACAGAGGAUGUGACAGCAACUAAGGGAAAUGAAUUUGAAGACUAUUUUCUAAAACGAGAGUUGCUUAUGGGAAUAUAUGAGAAAGGUUUCGAAAGGCCAUCACCAAUUCAAGAAGAAAGUAUCCCAAUUGCUCUAACUGGUAGUGACAUUCUUGCUAGAGCUAAAAAUGGAACUGGGAAAACUGCUGCUUUCUGCAUUCCCGCCUUGGAAAAAAUUGAUCAAGAUAACAAUAUCAUUCAAGUUGUUAUACUUGUUCCAACGCGUGAGUUGGCUCUUCAAACUUCACAAGUUUGCAAGGAGCUCGGCAAACAUCUUAAUAUUCAAGUCAUGGUUACUACGGGUGGAACCAGCUUAAAGGACGAUAUCAUGCGUUUAUAUCAACCUGUUCAUUUGCUUGUUGGAACUCCUGGAAGAAUAUUGGAUCUUGCUAAGAAGGGUGUCUGCAUUUUGAAGGACUGUUCAAUGCUUGUUAUGGAUGAGGCUGAUAAGCUUCUGUCUCCAGAAUUUCAACCUUCAGUGGAGCAACUAAUCCGUUUUCUACCAGACAGUCGUCAAAUUUUGAUGUUUUCAGCUACAUUCCCUGUUACUGUUAAGGAUUUUAAGGAUAGAUAUCUACAUAAGCCUUAUGUGAUCAACCUUAUGGAUGAGCUGACUUUGAAGGGUAUUACUCAAUAUUAUGCAUUUGUAGAAGAAAGACAGAAAGUCCACUGCCUGAACACACUCUUUUCUAAGCUUCAAAUUAACCAAUCGAUCAUUUUCUGCAACUCGGUGAAUCGAGUAGAACUGUUGGCAAAGAAAAUUACAGAGCUUGGUUAUUCUUGCUUUUAUAUCCAUGCAAAGAUGCUGCAAGACCAUCGUAACAGGGUAUUUCAUGACUUCCGUAAUGGUGCAUGCAGGAACCUUGUUUGUACAGAUCUGUUUACGAGGGGGAUAGACAUUCAAGCAGUCAACGUUGUUAUUAACUUUGAUUUUCCUAAGAACUCAGAGACAUAUUUGCAUAGGGUUGGCCGAUCAGGAAGGUUUGGACACCUUGGAUUAGCUGUGAAUUUAAUCACUUAUGAGGACCGCUUCAACUUGUAUAGGAUUGAGCAAGAAUUAGGGACUGAAAUAAAGCAGAUUCCUCCACAUAUUGAUCAGGCCAUUUACUGCCGAUGAUAUGUGAAGAUAUCAUGGUCUAUGCUCAAAAUGGUUAUUAAAAAAAUGGGACGACAAAAGUUGAGGUGUGACGUGUCUGCGUGUGCAUCUUGGUUGCAUUCUCAAAAUAGGUUAUUACUCUUGGAAGCCGUUGGUUGAUGGUGACUUAAUUUUCGUUGUAAUGCUUUUAACAAUUCUGAAUAUUUCAUCACCCUUAACAGGAGCCGUUUUGAGUUCCAUGAUGGUUUAAAAAUCCCAGAAGAAUGAUGUUGGCUUCCCUCCUGAUUUCAUUAAUGGAGUGCUUCGGUAGUAUUUUGCUUUGGAA
Malania oleifera is the source of this 2196-nucleotide messenger RNA. RefSeq names its product DEAD-box ATP-dependent RNA helicase 8. Bases 396 to 1892 code for a protein of 498 amino acids. The transcript is spliced from 10 exons. The record is from RefSeq and is a predicted model, not a curated record. Gene Ontology annotation, molecular function: ATP binding; mRNA binding; RNA helicase activity. Gene Ontology annotation, biological process: cytoplasmic stress granule assembly; P-body assembly. NCBI's taxonomy places the organism in Eukaryota, Viridiplantae, Streptophyta, Magnoliopsida, Santalales, Ximeniaceae. Gene Ontology annotation, cellular component: cytoplasmic stress granule; P-body.